UGUAUUGCUUUAGUGCAGGAAGUACUUUUAUUUCUCACACACUGAAGAAGAGAUGAAGAUGCUGCAGUUGGUUCUGAUUCUGCUCGUGCUGUCUGGUGUUUUCACUCAGGACAGUAAAUGGGGUGUGAAAUAUCCUGAUAAACCGAUCUGUGCUGUGAGAGGAUUCAGUAUCUCCAUUAACUGUAGUUAUUCUUAUCCACAAGGUCAUCAGGUGAAACAAAAGCUUUGGUGCUCGAGUAACUUAAACACAUAUAAGUGUGAAGAUGAGUAUGUUUAUAACAGCUCAUUAAACACCGAGUCAGACUUUAAGUUCACUGGAGAUGACAAAUCAGACUGUACUUUAUUAAUCCAUAAUGUACAGUUCAAUUAUUCUAGAGUUUACAGAUUCAAAUUUAUUACUAAUGUGACUGGUGGUAAAUGGACAGGUGAACCUGGAGCGACUCUACAAGUUACAGAUUUAAAGGUGUCACUAAUCAGACUCAGUGGAAACGGAACCCUUAAACAAGGAGACUCCUUAAAUCUGACGUGUGAUGUGAACUGCACACACACUUCCUCACAGUUUGUGUGGUCUAAGAACAACCAGCGUUUAUAUACAUCAGGACCCGUUCUUCACUUUCCUGCUCUAACCCUGAGGGAUUCUGGGGAUUACACCUGCACUUGGGGAACCGGUGAGACGUCAGGAUCUGAAACCAUCAGCCUUCACGUGGAGGAUGAAAUCCUUGAAGGUUCUAAUUCAUGGAUCUUCUGGAUGGUUGUUGUGGUGACAGCUGGACUGAUUUUGGGUGUUGUGAUUUUCAGCAGGAGACACGUCCACACUGAGCCGCUGAUGGAGGACGAUUCAGACAUCUACACCACAGUACAGUACGAUACAUUCACCAUGAACUGAUCACACCUUCACACCUCACCUACUUCAGUACACACUUCUGUAUGUGAACUUCACCUGAGAGCAAAAAGCUAAAGGAUCUGAGCUCCUUAUUUCUCUAGAGAGAUUUCACAAAGUCAUAAUGAAUUAUUAAACCAACUGUGUGUGUGUGUGUGUGUGUGUGUGUUUGUUUGGGUGUGUGUGUGUG
Messenger RNA from Tachysurus fulvidraco (yellow catfish), 1070 nucleotides. RefSeq lists its product as uncharacterized. Bases 53 to 886 code for a protein of 277 amino acids. NCBI's taxonomy places the organism in Eukaryota, Metazoa, Chordata, Actinopteri, Siluriformes, Bagridae. The transcript has 5 exons. The record is from RefSeq and is a predicted model, not a curated record.